Molecule: messenger RNA, 678 nt
Organism: Procambarus clarkii (red swamp crayfish)
Lineage: Eukaryota; Metazoa; Arthropoda; Malacostraca; Decapoda; Cambaridae
Source: RefSeq, a predicted model, not a curated record
CGUCACACAACUAUGGGGCGGGAGUGAGUGUCAUGCCAGGUAUAUAUAACCCCAACACACUGGACCCCACAACACAUCCUCCUGCCUAUCUUCACCCGCCUGUACUAAGAGCCUCCUGUACCACAAUGAUGAGUGUGGUGAUGAGUGUGGUGGUGACAGCGGUGCUGCUAGUGCUGGUCCUUGUUGAGGCCGCGCCUCAGAGUGCUGCUUCUCUAGGCCAGUCUUGCCCGGAGUUCCACUCACAGGUUAUGUCCACCCUGGCACAAGAACUGUGUGAGGAGACAGACACAAGCAAAUGUACCGCCAGCAUGGCCAAGUGUCUGGAGUACCCAAGACCAGCCAAGCCCUCAAACUCUACCAACUGGAAGCAGCGGAUGUUGGCCAACAUCACCACCUGCGCCAACGAGCUGGAUUACAGCUUCACCGCACCUCCCACCUCACAAGACAACCCCAAGGGCGGCAGUGGAAGCAGUACAAGCAACACUGGUAGUUCCACCACUGGUAGUUCCACCACUGGUAGUUCCAUCACUGGUAGUUCCACCACUGGUAGUUCCACCACUGGCUCCAACUGUCCUCACCAUUUCACCCUGGAAAACUAUCUCAAAAAGCUUGGUUUCAGCCAGGAAGAGUUGGUGCCUAUGACCCGCUGUCUUAUGACCAGGAAAGGAACGGUGAGCU